AUGGCUUCAUCUAUGAUUUACACUUCUUCUUCUUCUACCUUUCUAGGGUUUUCUCUGUUAUUGGUCUUCUUCCUCUGUUUUUCUUCUUCUUGGAAUGUUGUUAAUGGGUAUGAUGGUAUGGUAGGAGGAAGGAGGGAAGUUAAAGAUGUGAAGAACAAGAAAGAGGUUCAGGAGAUCGGGAGGUUUUGUGUGGAGAAAUACAAUAAAAACCAACGCCAUUACCAAAAAAGACAAGAAUAUCCUCUGGAAUUUAAGGAAGUUGUGAAGGCGCAGACACAGGUGGUUUCAGGGUUCAAGUAUUACCUCACAAUUUGUGCUUUUCAAGAUGGAAUCUCAAAGGUUUACGAUGCCAUCGUCGUUGUGAAGCCAUGGAUUCAGUCUAAACAACUUAUUACCUUCGCUCCAUCAAUUAAUUCUGACUACAAGUGUUCUCCCUCUUCUGCCUCUUAA
Telopea speciosissima is the source of this 450-nucleotide messenger RNA. Its product is annotated as cysteine proteinase inhibitor 4-like. The coding region runs from base 1 to 450 and encodes 149 amino acids. The record is from RefSeq and is a predicted model, not a curated record. Gene Ontology annotation, molecular function: cysteine-type endopeptidase inhibitor activity. The transcript has a single exon. Lineage: Eukaryota; Viridiplantae; Streptophyta; Magnoliopsida; Proteales; Proteaceae.